GCGUGGGUUACAGUUCUUUCAGAAACCAUGGUUUGCUUUUUCUAACCCUUUUCCUUGUAUUCAAAAUCACUUCUGACUUCAAAACCCAAUGCGAAGAAUGUGCCCAGCAACUAUUCCUUUCCCUGUGAUGGAAGAUAAGGCCUAAGGAGUGGCUUCGAGGCCACGCGUUUCAAGUUCCCGACACCCCAAUUCCCUGCAAUCACUGAUUGACGACCGUUAUUCGCCUUCGAAAAUCGUUGCACCACACGGUCUUAGGGUUUGGAUCAAGCUUGUAUCCAGUAAUGUGAAUGUCGACUCUUUUUACAAUCGUAAUCUCGCGAAGUCUUCAAUCUUCGUUUCUUCGCCAAACUCGAUGUCUACUGGCCCUCACUGUGGUAUUCAGGAGGGAUGAACCAUUGCAAAACGGAAGGAGUACUCACUGCAUCUGGACACACAGAUACCCACGCUGUGUCUGUUAAUCCAAGCUGACCGCUAUCAUAGGGCAGAAUGGAGAACGCGGGGAUAUCUUGCAUUCAAUUUGGAAGAGUGGGUUUCGGGGGGAAAGUGUGAAUAUGAGCAGGGAAUCGGACACACUUGGGAAGACUUGGAAGGACACCUCGGCACGGGCACGGGGGGAACAGUGUGCCCUCCGCUCGCUCCUCUCUCCGACGCAUCACAGCUAGAUCCGCUAGACCCUGGCAACUUGUUUAUAAAUUGUCCCUCCUAGUAGGCACCUUUUGUACACAGGCCAGGGCAUAGAUGGUUCGCUAGCAACCAUGACCGUUUUAGCCAUCUAUCCAGAUUGCGAGAGAUAUAAUCUUGCAGCUCAACAGCGUCAACACGGGGUAGUACUAUUGUUAGUGCUUCAAGUUCGGCCGCCGUUUAUAGAUGGACUUUCGUGGCUGUGCUGGACGAAACCAUCAUGGAUCGCGUUCUCAGACUCGUGGCGAUAUGAUAUCUGGAAUGUGUGGUGGCGGCCAAUAUUACUCCUUUAAGCGCCACCAUCACGUUGAGGAGCUUAAUUCUGCUCGUACAGGAGAAGAGAAGUAACGAGAGACUCUAUAUCAGAGCUAUGUGCUCCGAUCAUUUCCUAGUGGCAGGUUGCACGUAUCAUUAGGUGGUUGAUUCCAUCCAUUGAUUGCUUGCUCCCUCUCUUUUCCUUCUGGAACAAUGGAUGUUGCCACUGGCACCGCAGCCAAGGCAGGGUUUGAAAUUGUCACGGCAAUGCUUGACAAUGAACGGCUGGUCGCAUACAUCGAUGUCCUCAGCGCUACGCUUCUCGUCUACGACGUGAUUAUCAACCUCCCGGUCGAGAUCGAGCAUAUUCGGAUCAGGAAAUGGUCACUCUUCACUGUUGUGUACAUUCUACAACGUUAUCUCCCAUUUUUCGAUAGUGUCGGACUGGUUCUUCACCACCAUUUUGGAGCAAACUUGAGCACUCGUUAUUGCAACUUGAACUACGAGAUUGCCGGAUGGUCUUUCGCCAUCGGCGUCACGCUGUCUCAAAUAAUUCUAAUUCUUCGUGUCUGGGCUGUCUGGCACAGGAGCCUCCCGGUAGCCAUCGGACUCGCCUUCUUCUUCCUCGCCUGUUGGGUGCCUUCCUAUGUUUUUACAGAGAAAUUCGUGACUGCCGUGCGAUUCGCAACUCUCCCAUUUCCCGAUAUCCGUGGAUGUUUUAUCGCUGGCGGAAGUAAUGUUUUUCUUUUCUUUUGGGUUUUAAUGAUGGUGUAUGACACCGGUACAUUGGUGAUGAUGCUCAUCUCUGGAGUCGUUGCAUAUCGGAUGGGUGGGAGGUCCCAGCUCAUCGAAACUAUAUACAGAGACGGCGUUAUUUACUAUGUGCUCAUAUUCUUAAUCUCAAUGCUUAACGUGGUCGUCGUUCUCAUUCUUCCGUCCGACCUUCUCCUUCUUUUAACCUCGUAUGUAAAAAAAAAAUCUGCACACCCUCUGCACAUCGCUCACCCACACUCGACAACCAUGACAGGUUCGAGCGUGUAUUACAUUCUCUCCUAACCAGUCGAGCGGUUCUUCAUAUUCGUCAAGUAUACUCGCAACGUUCUAGUCCACAGACAAUCUCGCAGAUUCGUUUCACAGGCAGUGAGAAUCUAGGUCCUUCAGUCUCUCGCGAACAGAGUUCAAACGAUUGAUUAGAAGGUUCUCUUUGAUUCUCGCGUUUCG
Messenger RNA from Marasmius oreades (fairy-ring Marasmius), 2157 nucleotides. RefSeq lists its product as uncharacterized. The coding region runs from base 1150 to 1992 and encodes 280 amino acids. The record is from RefSeq and is a predicted model, not a curated record. The transcript has 16 exons. Lineage: Eukaryota; Fungi; Basidiomycota; Agaricomycetes; Agaricales; Marasmiaceae.